Cinclus cinclus is the source of this 1386-nucleotide messenger RNA. Its product is annotated as collagen alpha-1(I) chain-like. The record is from RefSeq and is a predicted model, not a curated record. Bases 1 to 1386 code for a protein of 461 amino acids. The transcript has 3 exons. NCBI's taxonomy places the organism in Eukaryota, Metazoa, Chordata, Aves, Passeriformes, Cinclidae.
AUGCAGGCCAGUGUUGGAGGUCCAGCAAGUCAGGAAGCUAUGCACACGAAAAGUCCAUUUGAGCGCCGAGCCCAGCCCGAAGCCGGCCCCGAGCCCCGCGGGAAGGGCAGCGCUUGGCGUCACCCUCCGGCUCCGGGAGGGGACCGGGACCCUCCGCCACCUCCUCCGGGCGCCUGCGGGAGAGCCGCCGGUUCUGCCGGGCUGCGUCCUGCCUCCUCACCUCCAAACUGUCCCUUGCAAAAAGUUAAGGCGCUGCCCCCUGCCCGAGCCGCCCCGGGUGCCCGGGGGUGCGGCGGAAGGGGGCUCAGGGCUGUCGUGGCCCCGGCUGGGGAGCGGCGCUGUCGGGGUGUCCGUGUACGCUUGUGCGAGAUCCCCGUGGGAACGGGCAGCGCUGCCCGGGAAGGGCAGCAGGGCGGGAGCGCCUUCCCUCACAUCCCGGCGGAGCCGCGGGGACAUCCCUGCUGCCCCGCGGACCUUCCGCACGGGCGGAGCGGGCCGGGACCCUCGGAGCCCCCGGGGCGGGGGCAGGGCGACAGCGCGGAGCCUCCCCCGCUGCGCCCCCAUUCCCCAGCGCUCAUCCCCGGGGCCGCUCCGGGAUGGGAGGCGCGAGAGAGGGAAUUGGGAGGGGGGGAUGCAGGGCAGGUGCUUUUCGGGGCGAAGGCGCAGGGCCCGGUGACUCACCCGUCCGAGGAGGGGGCUGCGGAUGGCGCGGCGGCGGAGCUGCCCCCGGUGCGCGGGGGGCUGCGGGGCAGGAGCAGCAGCGGGCGCGGGAGCAGGGGCGAGCGGCGGGGCCCGGGCUGCUCCUGGGCGCGCUCUCGCUGCCCAUCCCCGGCGCUGCCGCCGUCGCCGCCGCCGGAGGAGGAUGCGAGGGAGAGUCAGCCCCGGGCGCGGGCACGCGCAGCGGCGGAGCGGGGAGGGGGGGACCGGGAGCGGCGCGGGGGCGCGCAGCGCAGGGGGAGCAGCUGGGAAGCUCGGGCGCUCUCUCUGGCAGCCCUCUGUCCUUCGGCGCUUCCAUCCUUUAGUCCCUCAGCCUUUAUUUUCUCGUUUUCUACCCCUUCUCCCUCCUCAUCCCCGCAUCCCUCCACCCGUGAUCCUUCAUCCCUCAUCCAUCCAUCCAUCCAUCCUUCCCGCCGUUCCUCAGCCCCUCCGUUCCCCCGGCCGCGGAGCCCCCGUUUCCCCGCGGUCCCCUCCCCGCGCUCUCCGCCGCAGGGAUCUCCAAUAGGGACCUUCUACAAAGAGAAUGAGGAAACCUUCCAGUAUGAAAAUCUACAAAUUUUUAUGAAGAUUGGAGAAGGAGGAAGAGGUUUAUUAGAACUCAUUAACUUCAGUCCACCUGCUGGGAAGCAGUCAUUUUUAUUGGUUUUGUUGAUUGACAAUAUUAAAUAG